CUUGCUUCUCAAAUUACAGUAGACGACUACGAGAGGUGAAAUGGAGACAUCAAGAGAGACGGCCGAGUUGUGUCGUAUCUCUCAGUUAUCACUCAGUGAAAAUCCAACAGACCAAAAAAUUGAAAGAGUUUCAAGUCUAAAUAAAUCUGGUUAUAGUAGCCAUGGAAGUCAAAUGGAAACAGAUAAUUUUUCUAGUGACGAGAAAGGCGCGCCAAGAUAUAUGGAAGAUGACGAGGAAUAUCAAAGUGGAACAAAUAUUAUCAGGUCAGGCAAGAAUGACUUUAUUAACAUUUACAAUAACACUGGUACUGUCAUAAUUGAUUUGGGUUGCGGAGCUGAACACAAAGGUGGCAAUUUAACCGAAAGGGAAAGGACAAUUUCGCGGCGACCUUUUCCUGAUUCUGCCCGUAGUCUUGCCAGUUCCAUGAACAUAAAGCGAAAGAAAUCGGCAAAAUUAAAAAGCAAAAGAAGACUGCGACAGACUUUACUGCCGUUUCCAAACCGCAAAAGCAAGAUGAAGGUUAAGCCAUCUUCGGAAAAAAUUAAGGAAGUGAACAUCAGUGUGGAUAAUAAUAGCGGGAAUAUAGUUAUUGGUGAUAGUGCAGCGUGUCACGCAAGUACUAGUGAGGAUCCGUCACGUAUACGGCAUCUUGAGGGUGAGCAAGUUGUUGCUGAUGGAACAGAGAUCAUAGCCGUGUCACCACCGAAGCAGAUGGUUGUUUGCGUGGAUAGAAGCAUCAUGAAGUGGCUUCAUCAAUUUUAUGAAAUUACAAAUCAAAUUUACCCACUGAGAGACAAUGGGAGAUGGGAAGAGUUUUAUGAAACAGUGGACAAAAGGAUCCAUUUUGCGAGACAAAACGGUCAAUUUGAAGAGGAAAUAUUUAUGACAAUUGAAAAGAGCACUGCUUUAAGUUACCAAAAAAAGAACGAACAAUCAAUGGAGGUAGUAAAGCAAGCUAAUGACAUGAUAACUCGCACACGAGGACUACAAAUGAAGGAGUUCCUUACAGUUAUGUCACAUUGUCAGCUUGCAGCUAUUUAUCGACGUGAACAAAAGAUGUUCAAAGCCAACCACGCUGUUGUAAUAGCAGGACAAAAUGCAGAGUUUGUACCCUCUUAUCUCGCUAAAGCAUACGCCAUGUACGAAAGGGCCAGCAACCAAGCGAUGUAUAUAUCUAUUGUGUCAACACAACAACCAGAACGGGAGGAAUAUGAGAAAGAUACCCGGGAAGAUCACAGGAGUUGUAUUUCGCUUUGUGAAAAACUGUUGAGCGAAUCUGAUGAUAUUUAUCUUCGACGCCACCAUUUUUGUUUUCUAAAAUUAGCUCUGAUGAAUCUAAAUUGCCGGAAUGAAAAUGCUCGCAUCCAGCCAGUAAGCGAAGACAGUGUCCGUGAAGCAAAUGAAUGCAUCACAAGAAUGCAAGAGUUGUACAGUGGGGAAAUGAGCGAAGCCACAAAUAUUCUGUUGCUCACGGUUCAAUCUGAUUAUAAAUACCGUACUGGAGAUUAUUCUACGGCCAUGGUGUUUGCUGAAGAAGCGUUAAAGAUAUCAGAAAGGAGGGGGUUUGAAUUAGAAAUCAAAGAACUUCAGGAAAGACUGAAAUUGCUAGAGGAGCAUCAACAUCGGAGGCUUGCAAAUGCAACUGAGAUAUGUGAGCUAAAUUCCUGACUAGAUUCCUUCUUUUCUUAAGAUUGAUUCCAGGAAAGCGACGUGAACGGUAUAUUGCGAAGAGAAGAUUGUGCAGCUAUGGUUGUCUGCAUUACGCGUAUGAACAUUGAUUGCGCUCCUUCUUACGAUUGAGCCAAGAAAGCGAUGUGCACCGUAGACCAUUGUACAGUUAUAUGGUUGCCGACACGAACUGAACGGUGAGUGGUCCAAGGGCUGAUCCAGGGGGGGCAAAGGGGGGCUGAAGCCCCCCUACAGCAGAAAAAACGAUGCUUUUUUAUAUUGUUUUCCGUCGUUUUGACGGAAGAAACUCAA
Messenger RNA from Actinia tenebrosa (Australian red waratah sea anemone), 1981 nucleotides. RefSeq lists its product as uncharacterized. NCBI's taxonomy places the organism in Eukaryota, Metazoa, Cnidaria, Anthozoa, Actiniaria, Actiniidae. The record is from RefSeq and is a predicted model, not a curated record.